CACAACCACUACGGAUGCAACGGCGCCUCAAAUUUUCAAGCCGAUAAAUCGAAUCUCACAGAAGAACCCGCUUCUGAUUUCAGUACAAGCGGGGACUAGAGAGAGAGAGAGAGAGAGAGAGAGAGAGAGAGAGAGAUCAUGGGAAAAGGAGGAAUGUCUCAGGGCGGCAGUGGGGAAGAUGGAGUUGAAGAGAAUAUGGCUGCUUGGCUUUUGGGUGUCAAUACCCUGAAGAUUCAGCCUUUUCACCUUCCUCCUCUUGGGCCCCAUGAUGUUCGAGUUAAGAUGAAGGCUGUUGGUAUCUGCGGCAGUGAUGUUCACUACCUCAAGACAUUGAGAUGUGCACAUUUUGUCGUCAGAGAGCCAAUGGUCAUCGGGCAUGAAUGCGCUGGGAUUAUCGCAGAAGUUGGAGCUGAAGUUAAGCAUUUGGUGCCUGGGGAUAGGGUUGCGCUGGAGCCUGGAAUUAGUUGCUGGAGAUGUGAUCUCUGCAAAGAUGGCCGCUACAAUCUGUGCCCAGAGAUGAAGUUCUUUGCCACUCCCCCUGUUCAUGGUUCUCUUGCAAAUGAGGUGGUUCAUCCUGCCGACCUGUGUUUUAAACUGCCGGAAAAUGUCAGCUUAGAGGAAGGAGCCAUGUGUGAGCCCUUAAGUGUAGGUGUUCAUGCUUGUCGACGUGCUAACGUUGGUCCAGAAACAAAUGUUUUGGUCAUGGGAGCUGGACCAAUUGGGCUUGUCACUAUGAUGGCUGCCCGGGCAUUUGGUGCACCACGGAUUGUCAUUGUUGAUGUCGAUGACUUUCGAUUAUCUGUUGCAAAGGACCUUGGAGCAGAUGAAGUUAUUAAAGUUUCAAUUGACAUUCAGGAUGUAGAUCAAGAUGUUGCUCAGAUACAAAAAGCCAUGAAAGCUGAGGUAGAUGUGAGCUUGGAUUGUGCUGGCUUUAACAAGACAAUGUCAACAGCUUUAAGUGCCACCCGAGCUGGUGGCAAAGUUUGUCUCGUGGGAAUGGGUCACAAUGAGAUGACUGUUCCACUAACUCCAGCUGCAGCAAGGGAAGUCGACGUGAUCGGUGUGUUUCGUUACAAGAACACAUGGCCUCUGUGCUUGGAGUUUAUAAGAAGUGGUAAGAUCAAUGUGAAGCCGCUUAUAACUCACAGAUUUGGCUUCUCACAGAAGGAGGUGGAAGAUGCCUUUGAAACCAGUGCUUGUGGCGGUAAUGCUAUUAAGGUCAUGUUCAACUUGUGAAUUCUUAAGAGUUUGAAAGAGGGAUAGAAAGUACUGUGCUGUGCAUGUCUUAAAUCAAUUGCCCUCAACAGAGAAUAAUAACAAUAGUAACAAUAAAAUAAAAACUGUGCAUAAAGUGAAUCUUGUAGUUCAUCUAGAACUGAGAUUCUAAGUUACUCGGCUUCUCUUGGUAUCUGUUCAUGUCCUAGUAAUGGUUCUGUCUCAAGUUACUGAGCUUUUCUCCUUGUACCUUAUCUAUGGCUUAUGAAUGUUUAAAAGUAAGUUUCUAUUA
This is a messenger RNA of Cucurbita moschata (crookneck pumpkin), 1507 nucleotides long. Its product is annotated as sorbitol dehydrogenase. The transcript is spliced from 6 exons. Gene Ontology annotation, molecular function: zinc ion binding; oxidoreductase activity, acting on the CH-OH group of donors, NAD or NADP as acceptor. Bases 139 to 1236 code for a protein of 365 amino acids. NCBI's taxonomy places the organism in Eukaryota, Viridiplantae, Streptophyta, Magnoliopsida, Cucurbitales, Cucurbitaceae. The record is from RefSeq and is a predicted model, not a curated record.